Messenger RNA from Triticum turgidum subsp. durum (durum wheat), 2649 nucleotides. The record is from the annotation of a GenBank genome assembly. Lineage: Eukaryota; Viridiplantae; Streptophyta; Magnoliopsida; Poales; Poaceae.
AUGCUGCUGCACGGGCUGGUGGACCGGCUGACGGGGAAGAACAAGCAGGCGUGGAAGGAGGGCAAGAUCCGGGGCACGGCCGUGCUGGUCAAGAGCGACGUGCUCAACCUCGGCGACUUCCACGCCUCCCUCCUCGACGGCGUCCACGACAUCCUCGGCAAGGACGACGGCGUCAUCUUCCACCUCGUCAGCGCCACCGCCCCAGACCCCCAGAAUCCGAGGCGGGGCAAGGUGGGGAAGCCGGCGCACCUGGAGGAGAUGGUGGUGACCAUGAAGUCCAAGGCGGCCGGGGAGUCGGUGUUCAAGGUCACCUUCGAGUGGGACGACUCGCAGGGGAUCCCCGGCGCCGUCGUCGUCCGCAACACCUACCGCUCCGAGUACCUGCUCAAGACGCUCACCCUCCACGGCGUCCCCGGCAAGGGCACCGUCGUCUUCGUCGCCAACUCCUGGAUCUACCCCAACGUCGACCGCGUCUUCUUCGCCAACGACACCUAUCUGCCCAGCAAAAUGCCUGCACUUUUGGUGCAAUACAGGCAAGAUGAACUCAACAAUCUCCGAGGCGACGGCACAACCGGAAAGUACGAGGAGUGGGACCGUGUGUACCGCUAUGACUACUACAACGACCUCGGUGAGCCGGACAAGGGCCAUCCGCGCCCGGUCCUCGGCGGCACCCAGGAACUCCCCUAUCCCCGUCGUUGCAGAACUGGCCGACCCCCAACAAAAACCGACCCUAGAUCAGAGAGCAGAAUUCCUCAGUACAAGAUACAGGAGGCCCUCAACAUCUAUGUCCCGCGUGAUGAGCGCUUUGGGCACCUCAAGUUGUCUGACUUCCUUGGGUACUCUCUCAAGGCCAUCACCGAGGCCAUUCUUCCGGUGAUUAGGACCUAUGUUGACACUACACCCAAGGAGUUUGAUUCGUUUCAAGACAUCUAUGAUCUCUACGACGGUCUUCUGAAAGUGCCCGAUAACCAACACCUAAAGGAGCUCAAGAAGAAAAUCCCCCUUCAGUUUAUUAAAAGUCUUUUACCAGUUGCUGGCGACGACCUCCUGAACCUGCCCCUUCCACAUGUUAUCAGAUCAAGUAAUCAGCUGUACGAUUAUGCUUGGAGGUCAGACGAGGAGUUUGCGCGGGAGAUGCUCGCAGGCGUGAACCCGGUUUGCAUCAAACGUCUGACGGAGUUCCCUGUAAAAAGUACCCUGGAUCCCAGUGUGUACGGGGACCAAUCAAGCACCAUCACUGAAGAUCAAAUUCAGCAGAACCUUGAAGAAGGCCUCACAGUGAAACAGGCAAUGGAGAAAAACAGGCUCUUCAUUCUAGAUCACCACGAUAACUUCAUGCCAUUCCUUGACCGCAUCAACAAGCUGGAAGGCAACUACAUCUACGCUUCGAGGACCCUGCUGUUCCAGAAGGCCGACGGCACGCUGAAGCCCUUGGCCAUCGAGCUGAGCCUGCCACACCCUGACGGAAUACAGCACGGCGCGAAGAGCACGGUGUACCUUCCGGCUGAUAUUGACUCUGGUGUUGAUGGCCAGAUCUGGCAGCUUGCCAAGGCUUACGCCUCCGUCGACGACUCUGCGUGGCAUCAGCUUAUCAGCCACUGGCUGAACACACACGCGGUGAUCGAGCCGUUCGUGAUUGCGACGAACCGGCAACUCAGUGUGGUGCACCCGGUGCACAAGCUGCUGAGCCCACAUUACCGCGACACGUUGAACAUCAAUGCCCUGGCGCGAACCACUCUCAUCAACGCCGGUGGCGUCUUUGAGAUGACCGUCUUCCCGGAGAAAUAUGCGCUUGAGAUGUCUUCCAUCGUCUACAAGAACUGGAAGCUCACCGAGCAGGGCCUCCCCGACGAUCUCGUCAAGAGAGGCAUGGCUGUGCCGGAUUCAUCGAGCCCAUACGGUGUCCGGCUGCUGAUCAAGGACUACCCGUACGCGGUGGACGGGCUGGUGAUCUGGUGGGCGAUCGAGCGGUGGGUGAACGAGUACCUGGCCAUCUACUACCCCAACGACGGCGUGCUCCGGGCCGACAAGGAGCUGGAGGAGUGGUGGAAGGAGGUGCGCGAGGUCGGGCACGGCGACCUCAAGGACGCCGACUGGUGGCCCAAGAUGGUGACCGUGCAGGAGCUGGCCAAGACGUGCACCACCAUCAUCUGGGUGGCAUCGGCGCUACACGCGGCGGUCAACUUCGGGCAGUACCCGUACGCUGGGUACCUCCCGAACCGGCCGACGGUGAGCCGUCGGAAGAUGCCGGAGGAGGGCGAAGAGGAGUACAAGCAGCUGCAGAAGGGCGGGAAGGAGGCCGACAAGGUGUUCAUCCACACCAUCACCAGCCAGUUCCAGACCAUCCUCGGCAUCACGCUCAUCGAGAUCCUGUCGAAGCACUCCUCCGACGAGGUGUACCUCGGGCAGCGCGACACGCCGGAGUGGACGUCGGACGCCAAGGCCCUGGAGGCGUUCAAGAGGUUCGGCACCCGGCUGAUGGAGAUCGAGAAGCGCAUCCUGGACAUGAACAAGGACCCGGCGCUCAAGAACCGGAACGGGCCGGUGAAGAUGCCCUACAUGCUGCUGUACCCCAACACGUCGGACGCCGGCGGCGAGAAAGGGCUGGGCCUCACCGCCAUGGGCAUCCCCAACAGCGUCUCCAUCUGA